This is a messenger RNA of Leptopilina boulardi, 661 nucleotides long. Its product is annotated as 5-hydroxyisourate hydrolase-like. The transcript has 3 exons. The coding region runs from base 147 to 512 and encodes 121 amino acids. The record is from RefSeq and is a predicted model, not a curated record. Gene Ontology annotation, molecular function: hydroxyisourate hydrolase activity. Lineage: Eukaryota; Metazoa; Arthropoda; Insecta; Hymenoptera; Figitidae. Gene Ontology annotation, biological process: purine nucleobase metabolic process.
AUGAUAAAUAUUAUCAAGUUUACAUUUGAAUGACGCAUGAGUCACGUGAUUUUUCUUUACACAAUUUCUCGUUUAUUGACUAGUGGAAUUUUAGUUGCCAAUGAUCCGUAGUGAAGGAAGUUAAUUAAAAACAAUUUUUUUCUAUUAUGAAUAAUUCACCGAAUGUCCCUCAGAAGUCUCCAAUCACUUGUCAUGUACUUGACACAAGUAAAGGAAAACCAGCUGCAAAUCUACCAGUGACUUUGUAUAAAUUUGUCAACGAUAAAUGGUCUUUAAUUGAAACAAGAAUGACAAAUCAAGACGGCCGUUGUAAUAAUCUUGUUGAAUUGGAAAAUUUCACCGUUGGAAGAUACAAAGUUCACUUUUUAGUUUCGCAAUAUUUCGAAUCGACAAACACAAAAUCAAUGUAUCCUUUUGUUGAAAUUGUAUUCGAUUUCGAUGAUCCUUUGGACCACUAUCACAUCCCUCUUCUUCUCAGUCCAUUCGGCUAUUCAACAUAUCGGGGAUCUUAAAUUUUUUUUUUUUGCCCUAGUGAAUUUUUUUUUCUCUAAUUGAAAUUAAUAAUUAAUUUGUAUUUUGGUAAUUUGUCCCUAUAAAAUUUUCAAAUUUACGAAAAACAAAAUUUUUUGGUGAAAAAAAUGAUUAAAUUUUCAAAAGUGAA